Messenger RNA from Nerophis lumbriciformis (worm pipefish), 498 nucleotides. Lineage: Eukaryota; Metazoa; Chordata; Actinopteri; Syngnathiformes; Syngnathidae. The record is from RefSeq and is a predicted model, not a curated record.
AUGUUGAUCAUCUUAGUCCUCAUCAUCCUUUUCCAUUUGGCUGCAGCCGUUCUCCUCUUUGUUGCAACCAUACACAACGCGUGGUGGUUGGUGUCACCACCAGGACGGGAUGUACUCUACUCGGACCUCUGGUACACUUGCAACAACACUUGCUUUCCUAUUGCAAGGAGCCACACUCCUGAUGCAGCCUACCUGCAGACGGUCCAGGCCACCAUGAUCCUGGCCACCAUUUUGUGCUGCAUCAGUUUCUUCGUCUUCAUUCUCCAGCUCUUCAGGCUCAAGCAAGGAGAGAGAUUUGUCUUUACAGCCAUUAUUCAGCUGUUAGCUUCUGUGUGCGUGAUGAUAGCAGCCUCCAUUUACACAGCUCAGAACAAGUCCUUCCACCAUAUCAGUCUCCACGAGGGCUCGUACGGAUCCUCCUAUAUUUUGGCCUGGGUCAGCUUCCCAAUGACUCUAAUCAGUGGCCUCAUGUAUCUGGUGCUUAGAAAACGCAAGUAG